AUGUGUUGGUUCGCAGCAGCGUUAGCUCCAAGUAAGGUGACUCCUUUUACUCUCCUCGCAGGAAUUAGGGGUAUUUCAGAAGAGACAACCACUGGAGUUCACAACCUGUACAAGAUGAAGGCCAAUGGGACCCUGAAGGUGCCGGCUAUCAACGUUAACGACUCUGUCACCAAGAGCAAGUUUGAUAACCUGUAUGGCUGCAGAGAGUCCCUCAUCGAUGGCAUCAAACGUGCUACAGAUGUCAUGAUUGCUGGGAAAGUAGCAGUCGUGGCAGGUUACGGUGAUGUGGGCAAAGGCUGCGCCCAGGCCCUGCGGAGCUUUGGAGCCAGAGUCAUCAUCACUGAGAUCGAUCCCAUCAACGCGCUGCAGGCAGCCAUGGAAGGUUAUGAAGUUACAACCAUGGAGGAGGCCUGCAAAGAAGGCAAUAUCUUUGUUACCACCACUGGCUGCACUGACAUUGUUCAGGGCAGGCACUUUGAGCAGAUGAAGGAUGAUGCCAUAGUGUGUAAUAUUGGCCAUUUUGAUGUGGAGGUUGAUGCAAAGUGGCUGAAUGAAAACGCAGUAGAGGCGGUGAACGUUAAACCUCAGGUGGAUCGCUAUACGCUGAGGAACGGCCGUCAUAUCAUCCUGCUCGCGGAGGGUCGGCUGGUCAACCUGGGCUGUGCCAUGGGUCACCCGAGCUUUGUCAUGAGCAACUCCUUCACCAACCAGGUGCUGGCACAGAUCGAGCUGUGGACCCACAGUGACAAAUACUCUGUCGGAGUCCAUUUCCUGCCAAAGAAGCUGGAUGAAGCUGUGGCUGCUGCUCAUCUGGAUAAACUGUGUGUGAAGCUGACCAAGCUGAGUGACAAGCAGGCCAAAUACCUAGGCUUAUCAAGAGAUGGGCCAUUCAAGCCAGACCACUACAGAUACUGAGCAGGUGGCACUACCCAAAGACCAAAGUGCAGGGAUACAACCUUCCAAAGCUCUUGUGUGUGCUGGGCUUCUGAGAACAAGCCCUUUGCCAUAGUCCUCUCCGUGCUGCAGAACCCCUCCCCUUACCAAGCGAGCUUGAGAGCCUUGUUUGUUCAAGAGGGUUGCUCUGGCUCUUGGAAUUAGAAUUGGUUACUUAGGUAAUGUCA
Tauraco erythrolophus (red-crested turaco) is the source of this 1121-nucleotide messenger RNA. The record is from RefSeq and is a predicted model, not a curated record. NCBI's taxonomy places the organism in Eukaryota, Metazoa, Chordata, Aves, Musophagiformes, Musophagidae.